AAGUUCAGAGGCAGGCGACAAGGUCCGGGUGCUGAGCGGAGGUGGCUGGACAAGCCUAGCCGGAGAAACCUGAGGCCAGGAGCGACCUCCGGAGGAGCCCCUAGACUGGAGUCUUAGCUGAGACGCGGCAGCAAUGCAACCAGCCCAAAUGAUCCUAGGAGAACGAGAGCCUGUUUUCAACACUCUUCCUGCAGUCAGGCCGGCACGCCUUCGGGAACUCAUCACCACUGUCCCAAUUGUUCCCUGAAAUGAACGUUCCUGGCGCGCCCUCUGGUGGACUAUUGAGGUAACCAUCUGUCUAUAGGAAGUCAUGGCAACCACGCAUGCGCAGGGCCACCAGCCAGUCUUUGGGAAUGAUACUCUCCGGGAACAUUAUGAUUACGUGGGGAAGCUGGCAGGCAGACUGCGGGACCCCCCUGAGGGUGGCACCCUCAUCACCACCAUCCUCUUCUUGGUCACCUGUAGCUUCAUCGUCUUGGAGAACCUGAUGGUUUUGAUUGCCAUCUGGAAAAACAAUAAAUUUCACAACCGCAUGUACUUUUUCAUCGGCAACUUGGCUCUCUGCGACCUGCUGGCCGGCAUAGCCUAUAAGGUCAACAUUCUGAUGUCCGGCACGAAGACGUUCAGCCUGUCUCCAACAGUGUGGUUCCUCAGGGAGGGCAGUAUGUUCGUAGCCCUGGGGGCAUCCACCUGCAGCUUAUUGGCCAUCGCCAUUGAGCGGCACCUGACCAUGAUCAAGAUGAGGCCGUAUGAUGCCAACAAGAAGCACCGCGUGUUCCUUCUGAUUGGCAUGUGCUGGCUAAUUGCCUUCUCGCUGGGUGCCCUGCCCAUCCUGGGCUGGAACUGCCUGGAGAACUUUCCUGACUGCUCUACCAUCUUACCCCUCUACUCCAAGAAAUACAUUGCCUUCCUCAUCAGCAUCUUCACCGCCAUUCUGGUGACCAUCGUCAUCUUGUAUGCGCGCAUCUACUUCCUGGUCAAGUCCAGCAGCCGCAGGGUGGCCAGCCACAACUCGGAGAGAUCCAUGGCUCUUCUGCGGACUGUAGUAAUAGUGGUGAGCGUGUUUAUUGCCUGUUGGUCCCCCCUUUUCAUCCUCUUCCUCAUCGACGUGGCCUGCAGGGUGAAGGAGUGCUCUAUCCUCUUCAAGAGUCAGUGGUUCAUCAUGCUGGCUGUCCUCAACUCGGCCAUGAACCCUGUCAUCUACACUCUGGCCAGCAAAGAGAUGCGUCGUGCCUUCUUCCGGUUGGUUUGUGGCUGUCUGGUCAAGGGCAAGGGGACCCAGGCCUCACCCAUGCAGCCUGCCCUCGACCCAAGCAGAAGUAAAUCAAGCUCCAGUAACAACAGCAGCCACUCUCCAAAGAUCAAGGAAGACCUGCCCCACGUGGCUACCUCUUCCUGCAUCACUGACAAAACCAGGUCGCUUCAGAAUGGGGUCCUCUGCAAGUGACAUCUCCACAGGGCAAGCUCUGCAGCCACAACUAUUUAUUGCACGCAUUACUUCCACACGGGGCCUUAAGAGAUCUUGACUCUGGAGGUCUGCUUGGUGUGGCGAGACUGUGUGGCAUCUCCUGAGGAGGAGACCCAAGGAGUCACCAACACAUUUCAGCCCGGACAUGGAUGUGCCUUAUGUGUUGUGGGCUCCAUCCUUCUGAAUGUACCAAGCUGCUGACGUGGUCCACUGCCUUUGGGUGCUGCUUUCCCUGGUCCAGGGAGGGCAGGUGGUGAUGUGCUAUGCACAUGCACUUUGGGAUGGUGUCGUCCUACUUUCUUCACACUACGCUUAUUUUUCAUACAAUGGGUGCUCGUGUAUGUAUUUGUCCGUUGCCAUGUUACACAGGAUAUGUGUAGGCCAGGUUUUCCCAGGUGGAGCCCAUUACAAAGCAUCAAUCCUUUACACAUUGUUGGUCCAAACCUGCCCACACUGCUUUACCAGGUUCAGCAUGUGAUAAGGUGACGUCCCCUUCCCAGUGCCCUUGCACCAGUGUCCUAGUUCAUAGCUGUGAAAAGUUACUAAAGUAUUCUGUAUUCUCAAAAGCCUCACUCAAGAACAGUCCAGGGGUGUGGGUCUUACCCUUACAUCCCUGCACCCCUCCCUCUCUGUUCCCUUGCAUAAGCUUAAGUACACCUGAAAGCCAAAUUAUGUGAUCAUUGAGGCAUUUCUGAACAUUACUGAAAAGCCAGCCGGGAUCUCUCGGAAUGCUGGUAUCAUUAAAGGACGAGCCCAUAAGGAGAGGCAAGGUGCUCUCAGCCAUGCGUCACCUUUCCAGGGGACUCCAGUCAGUCUGCUGCAUGUAGAGUUUCCAGCAGUGACAUUCACAAGCCAGCCCUUCAUCUGUAUGGUACUGAGUUCAAUUCUAUAUAGAGAAGCUUGAAGUCCCUUUGCUGUCACCUUUUGCUGGCAAGGAGCUGGAGCUGUUAGCAAAGCUUCUCAGCUCUCGCAGUGUGGACCAAGACCAGGACCAUUCACAAUGUGGACCCUGACCUGGACCAUUCACAAUGUGGACCCUGACCUGGACCAUUCACAAUGUGGACCCUGACCUGAACCAUUCACAAUGUGGACCCUGACCAGGACCAUUCACAA
Molecule: messenger RNA, 2581 nt
Organism: Grammomys surdaster
Lineage: Eukaryota; Metazoa; Chordata; Mammalia; Rodentia; Muridae
Gene: S1pr3
Product: sphingosine-1-phosphate receptor 3
Exons: 2
Coding region: 311-1447 (378 amino acids)
Biological process (GO): G protein-coupled receptor signaling pathway
Cellular component (GO): membrane
Molecular function (GO): sphingosine-1-phosphate receptor activity
Source: RefSeq, a predicted model, not a curated record